AUGCAUCGUCUUUUGUCACUGUCUUGUGGUUCUUUACAACCCAGUCAUCUUAAUGCGCUUCAGGAGAAUGGAGUCAAAACUGGUGAGUUUGUUUUGUUUUAGCUCUAGCCUUGUCCCUAAGCUUGGCUUCCCUGAAGAGGAUAUGUAAUUGUACAUUGCUCUGUCCCUGCAUAGGGCAUUUUGGGGUCGCUUCGCUGUUUCAGUUAGGACACUUUUCGUUAGUGUGAGCACCGGUACCCCAAGAUCACGAGUGAGAAUCGUUAGGUAACAGAAAUAUUAUAAGGGUUCGUUAUUUAGGGGUCAAAAAUGGCAAUAAAAAUGCAUCAAAAUUUCUUACCUUGUUUCCUUGUUUACAUUUAUGGUGUUUUCUUAGCAUUUUUGGCCGUUUCUGAGCGAUUCCAGUGAGUUUUGUUCUGCUGUUGUUUAAUUCCCCAAGGUAUACUGUGGGUUACCUGCAGCGAAGGUCUCGCAUAUCAGCUGGAUGAAAUCAGCCGUAAAUUCACUCUAAAUGGUUCAAUUGCUACCAGAUUUAACCAAGGCAUGUUACAAUGCUCCUCUAACUACUGCUUUUCUUCAUUGGCAAAAGUGACUGCAGUCAGCACAAAUAUCAGCUCAUUAAAGCAACGAAUCUCUCUUAUCAAGGACCAUCAAUGAUGCUUUGCCAUGAAGCUCCAUGCACGAUUAUGAAAAAAGUGACCCUAGUGACCCCAGCCUUAUGGUUCAAGUUACAUGCACACCAGGUGGGCAAGGGGACAAUGCUGUUAUUGUUUUGGAGAAAAUUGUCCCCUCUCCCACCACCUUAAAUCCCUAUGCAAAUCAUAUCUCGGUUGACAUUACCCACAGUAAAGAAGAUCCCAAAUCCUUAUAAUAUUUUUUUUUUUACCCAACGAUUCUCAGUUUCUCACUCAUGAGCUUGGGGUACCUGUGGUGCAAACCAGCAAGCCAUGCAAAGAAAUUAGCAGGGAAAAUCAAAAAAAGCAGUUUUACGGAAGAAACAACCAAAAGCUAAUUGUUGUAAAUGAGUGUUGAUGUCACAGUUCCUUAAGUCUUAUAAAAAACAAGACAACAAAACAUGGCAUAAAAACUUUAACCCUAAGUGUUUUGAGAGUUUAACUGAAAACAGUGCUUAAUCUAAAUCUGUAAAAUGAGUGCUUAACACACGUCAAUUAAAUGACGGCUUAACCCUAAUCAGUAUAAGUUGAUCAAGACUGCAUAAUUCUGCAAAUAUUCCAGCAGGAAAACCGCACAUACCCAUAGGGAACUUAAAAGCAGGAAACAUUAUUCAUGUAUGUACAGUGUCACAAAACUAUAUUUUUUCCUGUGGCUCACAUGACUCACAGAUUGCCCGGACCCAUUUCCCUCUUUAGAGUCUAGAUUUUGUCUUCCCAUUUCUAGAGCUGUUCAUUCUGUGUCAUUUUUCAGUUGUUGGUGUAUUUGUCUGACUCCAUUACCCUCCCAUGGUUGGUUCUUUUGCCCUUUUAAUAUGCUAGCUUUCUCUAGUUUUGGAGGAGUAUACACGUAGAGACUGUAGGAUUUAUGGAUUUUACUUUCAAAUUAGGUACUGGAAGACCUACUGCAUUAGAGCUGAGUCUCCCUGUAGUAUUCUCAGUAUUGUUUGCAGAUGGUCCCAGUGAGAUUAAUAUAAAUAGCGAAUUUUCUAUUAGAUGUCUAGGGCGUGUACUUAAUUUUAGGGGUCCAGGAGGGGGCAUUUAAUAGAUACAAACCUGUAGGAGGUGUUUAUCCUUAUAUCUUAUCAAGAGGGUAAAAUAAGCAGAAUAUCCAGUCCAUCAAUAGGCUGUCUAGGUUUUUUGGUGGCUCUUUUAAAUCUCAACAUCGGGACACGUCAGAAUCCUUGCUUUAAGUGUCAUUUUUUUGCCAUUGUUUGUCUGUCCUUACUUUGAACAUGACAUUAAACAAGAUACAGUAAGCAAAUCCAAGCAAGAAACUGAAUUUGAUUGAAUGUUUUUGCUCCUUUUUGCCAAUUGGAGUAAUAAUAGACAAUGUUUAUUAGACAGGGAGUGUUUAUUGGAGAGAGGGAUUUAAUACAAACUUAAUUAAUAUUGUAGAGGGGGCAUUCUUUUUUAUAAGAGGCAUUUGUUUGAGAGUGGGCAUCUAUUAGAUCAUAUACAGGUAGUAUACUAUGUCAUACAAAAAUAUUCUUCAACUUACUUUAACAUGCACCUAACCUUUCAGUUGCUGAUUUCAUAUCCUGUAAUGCUGAGAGAUUAGCUCAGAAGAUUUCACUUCCUGAAAUGGUAUGGUAGUAGUACAAAGCUCUCUAUUUAACUUGCUUUGAUAUUAAAUGAUGCAGUUGCACACACCAUGUAAGAAAACUACACUGUAAGCACCCCCUCCCCAUGUAAGACAUUUUGGUGUUAGGUUUAUUUAAUAAAACAGAUGCUGUGACCGUCUUAUAUUUAACCCAUUCACCCCUGAGCUGCCUGUAACCGCCCGUGCAAAUCCAUGUCCUCUCUACCACUUGUGAUGGCAUCAUCAGUUCUAAUGGUCAAGAACAACUUUGUCCAUGCGCUAACUUGUGCAGAGUGAAGAGAUUUCUCAAACCAUACCAGGAUGAGCACAAGUCAGUCAAGGACACUAGAGAAAAGGCAGAAACCCAUGUAACAUUGACCCGAAAUUUCCAUGAAAAUCUUGUUCCACCACCCACCUACCUUUCCUUCAUCAAAUCAUAAUAUCCUAAAAGCUUUCCCACCAAAAUGAAGCCUACUAAAUGCCCAGCAAAAGAAAAAACAAAUGAGGCAAGAAAAGCAAAAAAAGAGGGGCAGAGAGAAAGUGAAAAGUAAAAGUCGAGACUGCUGUGUGACUUUUAAACCCAAAAACUAUCUAGAAAUUUUGCUUUCUGUGCAUGCCCAAACUUUGCAAGCUAAUAUAUUGCAUCUGGAUCAGAAGGCCUCAACUUUUGUAUUUGUACUCAUAAUAGAAAGCAAAUUUUUAGUUUUUUGAUUUUUUUCUUGUUUGUGAUUCCUUCUUAGGUACUAUGUUCCCUUCAACAAACCGUCAUUGUUCAGAUGGCUGCAUUUACUCUUAGUGGAAGAGAUUUUUAUGAUGAUAUGAUGUCUAGAUUCGGUAUCAUCUCAUCAGGUAACAACAGUGUUCAGGGCUUUCACCAAGAUUUCAAUUUGCUGGGGCCUGGGGCCGUACUGUAUAUGCAAUAAGAAGGCAGGGUAUUUAACCCUUUAAACCCUCAAAUUUCUCCUUGUAAGAGCAAUGCUUUGAUUUAAAACAAAAGAAUUAUCUAUCUUCACUACAUUUCCAACCAGAUCACCCUCUUAGCUGACAAACCAUUUGGCCUCCUGAAAAUUUACAUAAAUUGUUGAUUUUCACCUUUUCUUUAAGUAUACUGUAUGUUCAAGGUUUUCUUCGCUUAGGCUGGUAAGAGUCCUCCCCUGCCCAUGAAAUUUCUAAUAGCCCUCAGUAGGGUAGGUAUGGCUGUUUUCUAGAACCACACAUUUCAAAUGUUAAUCAUGGUUUUACUUUUCUUUUUACAGGCUGUGAUAGGUAAGUACUGCUCAGUUUUUAAUGUCUCAUCUUUGUGCUGAUGUCAAUGCUUUGUCAGUUAUAGAUAAAAUAAUAACUGAAGUAAUAAAAUUUCAUGGUAUGUAUUAUGAUUUUUUUUUUGACACUAGUUAAUGCUUUCUUAAAAAAAGGUCACAAGGGGGUUUUUAAUUGGGGUGGGUGCAAGGUUGUAUGGUGUUAUAAUCGGGGUAAAGCUUAUACAUCAAUUCCUGAAAAAAUCAAAUUAAUUUUAGUGCACUACAGCCAAUAUUACACAUGUAGACAUAACAAAAAAUGUAAGGCUACAGUGUAGGUGAAUUUAGUUGGUUAUCUUUUCUUUAGUUUAGAUGAACUCCUUGAUGGAGGGUUGUACUCUGGAGAAUUGACUGAAAUUGUUGGAGCAGCAGGUGCAGGCAAAUCUCAGGUGAAUCUCAAGACAAUGUAACCUCAUUCCUACGGUUGUGACCAUUCAAAAAUAAUGAUAUAAUCAACAUAAUUGAAUUGUGAAUAAUAAAUUGUUUAGUUUGGAUUUUUUCUGGGACUUUAGAAACUAAUAAUUUUCUAUUGUUGAUUUCUUCAGAUCUGUAUGAAUAUUGCCUUGUCAACUGCAAUGAAAACAAAAAAGAAUGUUCUGUAUGUUGACACAGGUGGUUCAAUGAGUGGAACCAGGAUCAGAGAAAUGUUACAAGGGUGGAACAGUUCUCUAGAGGAUCAGGUAUGUAAGUAUGGAAUACUCUAAGGAAUUUGGUCAGAAGCCAUCAAGAAAAUAAGAAAAAAAAAAGAAAAAGAAAAAAAAAGAAAAUAAAAAUACAUUUUAAUUUUUUUUUCUUCAUGGUGUUAUUCUCAAGGGUUUGCAUUCAUCAUUUAAUCAGCAGCCAUUCUGGUUGUGGUAAUGCCUUCCUCCAGAAAAUAUCCAAUUUUCCCACAUGAAGGGUUUUUUGGGUUAGCACACCCACACCUCACAAAUUCCAGUUUUGCUUCAUUCUUUAUUUAAACCCGGGUGAGGGAGGGUUGGGGAUAAACUAGUUGCCCCAUACAGUUACAAUGUAGCUGUUUUCUGUUGAUCAAUGUGUUUUGCUUCUUUUUCAGGAAGUGUGUGAUAUAUUGUCCAGAAUAUCAGUUAUUCAAGCCUUUGACAUAUUCUCAGUAGUGGAUGUUCUUGAAGGUGUAAGACAGAAGCUACAUGUAAAUGUAAGAAUUCAAAAUACUAUAAUAUUGUCUAAUAAAUUGGAAAAAAAUGUACAUUACUUGAGUGUCAAUGAGGCCCUCCAGGGGCGACAUGAAGUAUGUGUGUCCCUAAUCUGAUUAAUUUUUCAAAACCUAUUUUUCAUUGUAUUGAGGAGGAGGAAGCUAUGUCUCUGUCAGUAUUUUUCUAUUGUAAUUGUGCUUUUUGUUUUAGCUGUCACCCAUCUUUGUGUUAUUUGUCACCAUUUCUGCCGUCCUACAUGUAUGUUGCUGUCUCAAGGCCAUGUUGCUUUUUGGAAUUAUACCCUAAUAGAGCCUGAUCGUUAAUGUGUUUAGCAUGAAAGUAGUAAUUGAGAACACUAUUUUUACAAUGGCCUACUGGAGACAGGAUUGCCAUUUUAUGUGGUCAUCCAAGCCACUCAAAGGUUCAGGCUUUGGCAGGGCAAAGACAAUACCUUAAUUUCUCAGUUAUUUUAAGACCCUGCUCAGCCCUAGAAAUCAAACCCACAACCUCCUGCCCUAGAUCUGCAGUCAAGUGCUCUACUGACUGAGAUAUAAUCCUGUAUUUAAUCCUGUACAUGUAUGUAUUUACUGAUGGUAAGCAAUAGAUAUUAGAGAAAGCAAGGUAUAACUACAUUAUUGCAUGUAGUAUAGGCUAUCUGGGUUAGUUUAAGAGAAUAAUUGUUACUUACACUGUGAAUAAAAGCCUUUUGUAAUAUGUUGCCACUGAAAUUGUAUUUAAUCAAUGAAAUUGGUACAAAUUUUGUGGUUUUAACAAACUUACACCCCUGGAAGUCAUAAUUCUUGCGAGUUUUUAUAACAGUCAUUAUUAAUUUAAUGUUAUGCUUUUUUAGACUGAGGAAAAUGAUGAUGAAAUGCAGCAGCUAAGGAUGAUAAUAGUGGACUCAGUUGCAGCUGUGGUGUCCCCCAUUCUGGGUGGCCAACAAAUUCAUGGUAAUAACAAUGUAUAAAAGAAAUAAAUCUUUUUUGGCUGUAACUUUAUGUAGGUAGCCCUUUCUGCCCCAGUUAUUCAGUCUUGACUACUAACAAACAAUUUUACAGUUAGAAAGCACUAGUAACAACUUCCAAAUUUUAAAAAACUUAUCAGGCUAAAAUUUACCAGUUAGUCAGCUCUCAUAUACAAAAACCUAAUUAGUAUUUAGCCUAAAAUUUGAAACGGGUAGAUUACUUAUUUUUUAAAAAAAAAUUAAGUAUAGUGGUAAUGUUAUUUUCUGAAGGAGGACUUCAAUAUUCAUGUGUUCUUAUCAUAGUCAUUUUUACGUAAAACACACUAUUAUGCUACCACUGUCCCUGCCACUCUUGCUACUGCCACUGCAACCAAUUUCACUACCACACCACCACCACUACAGUGUGUGUACAUUUACAAGUAUUUUUUAUACCUGUCCCCAGACUCUAUCUAUAGUUGUCAUUCUGUCUUAUUAUCUCAGGUCAUUCCUUGAUGGUGAACCUCUCUAGAAUCUUAAAGUCCCUGGCUGUCGAGCAUUCAGUUGCAGUUGUGGUAAGUAUGACAGUUGGUUAGAUCAGUUUUGUGUUAAAAAUGAAAAAAAACUUCAUAUGUAUCUCCAUACGUUAAAUUAUUAUUUUUAAGAUUUGUCAGGCUUGAAGGUGAGUCCAAUUAUUCAGUGACCCGCAAACACAUUUUCCUCGAGUGUUGCAAUUUGUGUCAUCAAGAGAGGAUUCCUGUAAUGAAAUAUUUUAUCAUACACUCUCCUUGGGGCUUUUCAGGGAUAAGCGCGAGAGUACAGUGCGAAAGGCUGACAAACCGGCGCGCUUUCAACACAGCUGUACUAAUGGGGCAGCAAUGGAUAUGACAAGAAAGGAUAAAACCAAGAGAGGAUAAAACCUAUCUUUGUUUGUUUCCACGCAUGAAUUAUCCUUAGGGAAGAGAAAUCAUUAUUCAUCUGACCAGAAAAUCCCAGAGUCCAAGCAACUUUUAGUUCCGAGUUCGUUUUUAUUAAUACGUCACUUUGUACGUUUCGUUUUUGGUCAUGUACCGUCAGCUAACCUACAGUACAUUUAUCAAAUUAAUACUCGUAUUUUUUUUGUGGUAUCUUGUGUUGACACUCCAAUUUCACAGUGACAGCAAAGUUGCGUGAAAAAAUGCCCAAUACUUUCUUUUUUGCAAUGAUCUGAAAUUUCAGGAUUCCUUUAUAAAGCAGUGCUAUCUUUUUGACAAAUGCACUGCAGUACCCCCUCCCCGACCCUAUACAAUUUUCAAACUCUACAUGUAGAUAGAUAGACAGACAGACAGACAGACAGACAGACAGACAGACAGGUACAUGCAUAUUAUGGAUACACGCGUUCAACGUUGUAAGGGGGAUGGGGGGAGGGGUUGGGCAGACUGAUGGAAAUCUGUCCCGAGACUUGUGGCCAUGAUUAUAUAAGUGAAACAGAAUUACAAUAUUUAUAUAGACUAGGUGAUUAGAUUGACUGAUUCACUGUCUACAAAUUCUGUUUUCACAAAGAUCGACUGGGAAUCUGGAUGAAGACGCUAAUCAAAAUCUGUCUUUUGUGCCAUUUUUAUUUAGAUCACUAACAAUGUCGUGACUGACUCCUCCAAGUCUUCAUUUUCUACGAAACCUGCUCUGGGACCAACCUGGGCUCAUGUACCAAAUACACGAUUGUUUAUACAAAGAAGUCCAAUAUCCCAGGUGGACGGUACAGAAAGGAUUGCUACGGUAAUCAAGUCUUCAAGACAGGUACUACCCUUCAUUCUUUUUACUCUAUAUAAAUUGGAUCAGGUUAAAAAAACGUACGAUAAAGGGAAUCUAGGGGACGAAUUGUACCGGUUCGAAAAUCAUACACUCUGUACAUACAAUAAUGAUAAUGAUAAUGAUGAUAAAUAGUUUAUUAUCCUCUACCAUUAUCAUCAAGGACAUAGUUAACUAUGUCAAGGAAAAUUAAACAAAUUUAUUUAAAUGGAACAUAGCAAGGUUGAGAAUGCUGAAUCGCAACUGGUCAGGUAGAAAACGAACCAGGUGGUUAUUUUACAAGAAUGGCCGUGGAUUUGAAGUCAGGACAUACCAAGAACAAAUCCAGCUAGCGGUCAGGGUAGGACUUCCAUUACUCUGGGCCGCCGGAUUACUGAAAGUCCAGCGCUCUGACUUCUCGGCGACCCUGCCUAAUAAUAAACGGCAUCACAGGGAAAGUGUUGCCAUGAGUUUUAAUGUUAAUCUGGAUUUCGUGCAAAGUCCCCAGUUAGAGGCAGUCAGUUCUUCUUGUUCGAGGUUAAAUUAGUUUUAGGAAGUGAGAAAAUUUUUCCCUACUGCGAGGUUUUCGGUUGAAAGAAUUACGUCAAUGUAAUCUUCUGCCUUUGGUUUGUUGCAGAAAUUACUUGUCUCCUGUACCUUUUACAUACACAAUAGUGGGCUUCACAGUCAAAGGCCAGUUAGUCAGAACUGA
Messenger RNA from Porites evermanni, 8121 nucleotides. The record is from the annotation of a GenBank genome assembly. Lineage: Eukaryota; Metazoa; Cnidaria; Anthozoa; Scleractinia; Poritidae.